Danio rerio (zebrafish) is the source of this 460-nucleotide messenger RNA. The record is from RefSeq and is a predicted model, not a curated record. NCBI's taxonomy places the organism in Eukaryota, Metazoa, Chordata, Actinopteri, Cypriniformes, Danionidae.
CACAACUGGAUUAUGCUGAUUUUAAAUUUCCAGCAGUACUGAUGCCUACAGGCUUUUUUUUUGGUUCUCGUUCUGGAAGUGCUGUCUCACAUGCUGACGGUCCAGGCCAAAGGAAACAUGGACGGGGAAGUCCUCGAAAAUCUGAAAGCAAAGCUGGAGCAGUGGUUGAGGUCAAGAAGGAGGAGCAGCCUGAAGAGGAAAAAGAUGACGUUGUUGAUGCAGGCGUUCUUGAUGAUCAAGGUGACAGUGAUUAUAAACCAGCUGAUGAGGAGGCCAGAUCAAGACUGACUGUCAGGCACUUCACUCCUUUUCCCUCCUGCUCUUCAUCAUCUCCCGCAUCUACCUCACAGAAAUGUCCUCGCAGGAUGGUGGGACCUCCUCGCAUAUGUCUUUCAGAUUCAGGCUAGGGUUAGUCUAGCUUUUUGGGUCACAGAGGUAAAAUAAGUGAAGUUUUACAAAC